Messenger RNA from Symbiodinium necroappetens, 3764 nucleotides. Lineage: Eukaryota; Dinophyceae; Suessiales; Symbiodiniaceae. The record is from the annotation of a GenBank genome assembly.
AUGGCGGUGACUGCAAAGACUCGGCAUGUGGCUGUCGUUGCGCUGACCGGGGAGGUCGUUGUGGAAGCCGAUGUGCUCGCCCUGCACACCGUAGCAGAGCUGAAAAGCACGGUGGCGCGGCGACGCCCGCGCUGCGCGCCCUGCUGGCAGCGGCUGCUUGUGGCUGGCCGCGAGCUGCAGGAUCAGGAGGUCUUGGCUGACACUCUGCCGUCCGAUGAACCGGCCACCCUGCAGCUCGUUGUGGCACUCAACCCCUGGGACUUGCUGCUACUCCGAAGGGCACAGAGCUGUUCCGUGGAGGAGCUGAGGCGAAAGCUUCGCGAGGCGAAAUCAGUCUCGACUUUAUGCGGCCCAGGCGACCUUGAGCGGCACUCUUUCGCGGUGGCCGCUGCCGAGGCGCUCGGCCGAGGUCAGAGCUCGGCCCUCGUGAAAAGACUCUUCGAGGAGCGUGAGGCGCCCGUGACCUCCUCCGAGGCCGAGGACCUUCUCUACCAGCUUCGAGAAGACUUCGCCCGCUACACGGAGCGAUUGCCGAACUUGCGAGCAGCGCUCUUGGAUCAGGUUCUGCGCCUGCUACCAGAAGGCGAUGUGCCAAAGAGCGUGCGCAUAAGCAAGCUGAUGGACGUCCUGUCCUGGCUGGGGCCGCCGGCCGUGCCACACCUCGCCCGGGGCAGAGAGCUGAAGAGCGCAAAGGGAGUCAGCCGCUAUUUCGGGCUGUAUGGUUGUGGUCCAGGCAGGAUCCUACUCAAGAGCCGGAUAAUCAGUAAAGCAAUGGUGCAGCUGGACACCAGAUCCGAGACGCGGCGCUGGCUCUUGCUGCUAGGUGCUGCAGUGACCUUCGUGGUGUUUGCCCCUCGCGGGCUGCUGGUCGGGCUGACGGUGCUGGCCCUGCUUGGAGCACGCGUCCCACAGCGGCUGCUGCAGAGACUGAGCCGGGUGAAGGAGUCGCUGAGCCCGCGGUCCUCUGAGCAAGAAGCCGCUUCGCCACGGACACCUUUGGAAACUGCAGAUGGGGAUUGGGGGCCCGCGCUGGUCUUGGUCUUCGAGGCAAAGAACUCUUUGACUGGCAUCCAGCAGCUGCGCAUCCGACCAGGGGAUGGUGCCAGAUCCUGGUCCUUGGAGGACCUCCCCCUCUCAGAUCAUCCUGCGCACUCUCCAGCCUUCUUGCCGGAGGCUGUUGCAGAUGCGCUUGAGCGGAUGACAUGGAAGCCGGCUCAGCAGCUGCCGUGCAGUGAGAUGCUGAAGAGGCUUACUGACGCCGGUUUGGAAUAUCGCCUCGGUGCCUCUUCUGGUGGCGAUUACAUUUUCUGCAGCGUCCGCCUCCCUGAGGCCACCGUCAAGGCGAAUCUUAGCUUCUAUCACUUGCACUUGGAGCUCCAUCCGGAUCGCUCCAGGACCUAUGCUGCAGAGCUGGGCAUGCCUUUGGCGGUGUGCACGCGGGGUGGAGCGUUCCCCGAAGCACGCCAAUCCGCAGAGUCCUUCGACUCGCGUGCGGCCGAGGCAGACUUCGCAGUCCACGAAGGGUUGCCAGACGAUAUCUGGGAGGACUUGCACGUGCGCUUCUAUCCCAACAUUCCCAGCCGGGUGUUUCGACAUGUGCCCCUGGUGCAUGGCAAGGACGGAGUUGCCUCACAGCCGUGCUCGCCUGCCAACGAGGUCAAUUUGCCUACGCUGCUACUGCCUUCAGAGCGACUACGCCUGUUGUUGAGCCUGGUGGCCGACGACAUGCCAGGUGCGACUGGCGAGAUGGGAGCGGGAUUCAAGCUCGACCAGUGGAAGCGGCCAAAGCUGUGCAAUUGCCUGCUCCGGACUUGUCGCAACUUCGGUGCACGACGCUACGCGGCGACCACUGCAGAUUUGAUGGACAAUCUCCGCCAGGUGCCUUCAGCCUUCUCGCACUACUUUCUCAUGCAGGACCCCCGGGACGGCGCGUUUUCGGAGCUCCGCUUCAAGUUCGGCUUGCCGAGCUCGCCUCUGUUUCGGAGCGGCCUGCUCUCCGGCGUGGUCGACAAGAGCCUUCCGAGUCUGCUGCAGCACUUCUUCGGCCAGCAAAUCGGCUUCUACUUUGCUUUUCUGCAGCACCUGUUCAGUUACGGUUUUGCUUUGACCGUCUUGCUGGCUCCGCUGCUGGCAGUCUACAGCGUGGACUGGGCGCAGCACGUCGUGCAUGCGGUGAACACUCAGGAGAAGUUGAAGCCUUUCCUACUGGUCGACGAAUUUGCAGCCGAGUUGGACUCGGAGGCAGCCAAGAGGCGCUGGCCUUUGUGGUCUCUGAUGGUCGGGCUGACGACCACAGUAUGGGGUCAAUGUGUCAUCGAGUCGUGGCACCGGCAGGAGCAGCGCUACGCCCUCCGCUGGGGAUCCUGGAAGGCGCUUCAGACCCAUCGAGCGCCAAGACCAGCUUUUCGUGGGCGGCUGGCGCUGAGCCGGGUGGAUGGCCGGCUGGUGCAGCUUCAUCACGACAGGAGACUGUUUCAAGCGCGUGUCAUCGCCGUGAAUCUCUGCUUUCUGGGACUCUGGGUCAUGGUCUUCCUGAGCUUCUACAUCAUCCGCACAAGCCACGUCCAGGUUGCAACCGAGAACUACGCCUCCAUGGGAGCGAUGUUCUCUGUUGUAAGUGUGCUGCUGUAUCACCUCUUCCGUGUUGUCGCCCACAUCCUGACAGACGCGGAGAACCACCGAGAGGAGGAUUCUUGGGAGACGUCGAUCCUGGUGAAGAAGUGGGCGCUGACGGUGAUCGUCCAAUGUUCUGCGACCAUGCAUUUGCUCUUCAUCCGGCCGUGGCUUUGGCCGUGUGCAUAUGGCAGUCCCGACAUCCGGCAUCGCCUCGGCAUCGAGAGCUGCGCCUUUUGGGACAAGGAUUGUUGUGAUGUCGAGCUCCACAGUGGCGGACAGGUCCUCCUGAGCUUCGCGCAGCUGCGAAGGGAAGCGGUGGUUCGACACGCCAGGCAGUUCGUGGCUGGGUGGCUCGUCUCCAAGAUUUUCACCCACAACCUGCUGAAGUGGAUAGUCCCUCGACUGUUCGGCUUCCUCUGCAACAGAGGUCUGUACCCUCUGCUGGCAGUGGACUUUGCUGAGGAUGUGCUGACGGACCUCGCCAUGUCAGACACUGAGCUGGGCCGCCGUAGAGUCGGUCGCAGUCGGCUGCGGCGCUGCUUGGCAUCGCUUUGUGCACGGCGCGCUCCUCUCUUGAAGAGGUGGCAGCGUAGUGCCACAGAUUUGCCAGGCGAUGCAGGACCCUCCAACUUGCCGAAGGAACUUACUGCAGCCUGCGAGUGCCAGCUGGACAAGCAGGAACCAUGGGACGUGCUGGACACAGCGACGGACCUCUCUGUUCACUUUUUGGUGACGUCUUUGACAACUGUGAUCUACCCGUUUGCGCCACUUUUGUUCUUGGCGCAUCUGGUGGUGGAGUUCCAAGUGGAUUUAUUUCAGCUUUUGGACCGCCGGCAGCCGAAACCUCGCUUCGCGAAGGGUCUCCCGCGGGCCUGGCUUUCAAUUUUCCAGUCCUAUGUGUACAUUGGCGCGUUGUCGAACCUGGCAAUUGUGACCUGGAGAACCACUCUAGUGGAGGAUUGGCUCGGCCGUGAACCCGGAGUGCAUGUCGCGUUUUUCAGCACGGCCAUGCUUCUGCUAGUCUUUGUGCUGGGGAUGGUGCAUUUGGUCACCCCGGCUACUCCGACCGACGUCAUCGAGCACCUUCAGCGCGAGCGGGAGGUCGAGGCGUUCUUCAUUGGCCAUGCGUCGAACCGCGAGGGCGCAGA